GGUGCGGCGCGGCUCUGACCUCGAGACGCUGCGCACCGGCCGGGGUCAGGUCCCUGUGGGCGCCUGGACGGGUAGGCAGACCCGCACGAACCACGGGGCCGCCUCUGAUUGGCGGACUGCCGGCGACGUGUAACGGGUGCGUUCGUCAUGGCCGCAUUGGUUUGAUUUUGCUUUAAAAUUUACUUCUUAGAAAAUGUCCAUGCAAGUUGGGAAUAAUUAUUCAACCAUGAUUAUUUAAGCUAUUUCUAAUUUACGUAAUAACGAUACCCAAUCAUCAUUUUUGAGUGAGCCGAGGCUCCAGUUUUAACACUCGCCGAACGCACCCUCUAUGCGGGUGCCCACGUGUUCGGUCGGGCCGGCGAGCGGCCGGGGUCAGGGCGGAGGUCAGAGGGGUCACGGCUCGCCGCACCAGCCGGAGGGUCACCAGCCGCGCAGUGCUUCCGCAGCAGUCACCCGCUCUCGAGAAGACCGACAUGAAAGCGUCGGUGCUGUCCCCUUUCGGCGCGAUGGCACUGCCGUGUCUGCUAGCGGCGCUACUGGUGGCUCGGCCGGCCGCCGGCCAGCUCCACGGCCGCUCCCCGCCGUGGUCGGUGCCCUGGGCGGCGCGGCCGGCCGCCGUGCCGCCCCCUCCGUCCGGCGCCGGUCUGCCCGUGCCCCUGGCCACCAUCGAGCCGCUGGGCCCGUUCGGUCCGUCCGCCCGCUCCGUCUCCGAGGGACGGGACGGCGCCGGGAGCGCCAGCGCGGCCCAGCAGGGCGGCUUCACACAGACGAGCGGACACAGAGACACAGCGCCCUUCUCGUCCAGCCAGCAGUCCUUCUCACCUAGCCAUCAGUCCUUCUCGCCUAGCCAUCAGUCCUUCUCGCCUAGCCAUCAGUCCUUCUCUCCAGGUUCUCAGUCCUUCUCUCCAGGUUCUCAGUCCUUCUCUCCAGGUUCUCAGUCGUUCUCUCCAGGUUCUCAGUCCUUCUCUCCCGCCCCUCAGCCGUUCUCUCCCACCCAUCAGUCAUUCUCCCAGAGCUCCUUCUCGCCGGUGCCUUCCUUCGUGCAGAAUCCCCCACACAUUGUCUCGGGCUCUUCGGGUUCUUUUCCCAAUCCUUCGUCUUUCAUUAUCUCUUCUCAGUCUGUUUCGCGCCCCUCUUCUCCCUUCUCCCCUCCUCCUCAAGGCGGCGUCUCUGGUUUUGGACCGUCGAGAGAUAAGGGCGUCCAUUCGACGCAGCAGUAUGAGGAGUGUCCAUACGGUAUGGUCUGCGUUGACGAGUACCUCUGCCCGCCGUACGGGCGGGUGGUGUCCAAAUCUGCCGCUCCCAGGGACUUCAGCAGCUUCAACCAGCCGCACAACGACAUCCAGCCGGGCGCGGACUCGUCUCUCGGCCACGCCGCCUCUCACGACUCCGGUCACCACGGCGGCGGCUGCGGCUACAACAGCGUCUGCUGCAAGAAAGAGUUCGUGCCGCCCCACCACCUUCACGGCAGGCCGGGCCACUGCCUGGGCCCCCACUGCCCGCCGCCGCACGCGGGGCCGUACCCCUCGGCCCACGGCGGCUACGGCGGGCACCACGGCGGCUACGGUAGCCACGGCUACGGCGGGUACGGCACCCACGCGCAGUACCAGCCGUACCCGGCCUACGCUACGGGGUACGGUCAGAGCGGGUACUACCCGAGCUACCCGCAGGGCUACGGAGGAGGGUACUCUGCCUACACCCCGUACCUCCCGUCGUACUCUUCAUAUCCUACGUACCCCUCGUAUCCCUCCUACCCCUCCUAUCCUCAGAUACCGUCCUACCCAGGAGCUUUGCCCUCCCCGGCAGCGCACGGGUUUGCUGAUCCGUUCUCGUCGCAAAGUCACGCAGCUCAGACGGACAGCAAGGGGUCCCCGACCAGUGAGGGAGACGGAGCCGGCCAGCGCUCGGCGCCCAGUUCCCGGACGGUGCGGAUGUUCCUGUAGGUCGGGCACCCCUGCAUAGUCGGCGUGGGGAGGGAAGGGGACUGAUGUGACUUGAUGCUGGUGAUUAUGUGAAUACAAAUGUGAAAUAUCUCA
This is a messenger RNA of Amphibalanus amphitrite, 2036 nucleotides long. Its product is annotated as DNA-directed RNA polymerase II subunit RPB1-like. Lineage: Eukaryota; Metazoa; Arthropoda; Thecostraca; Balanomorpha; Balanidae. The record is from RefSeq and is a predicted model, not a curated record. The transcript is spliced from 4 exons. Bases 474 to 1943 code for a protein of 489 amino acids.